Molecule: messenger RNA, 1206 nt
Organism: Xenopus laevis (African clawed frog)
Lineage: Eukaryota; Metazoa; Chordata; Amphibia; Anura; Pipidae
Product: olfactory receptor 52E8-like
Exons: 1
Coding region: 27-995 (322 amino acids)
Source: RefSeq, a predicted model, not a curated record
CAAUGUAGAAGUUUCCAGCGAACUCAAUGGCUAACCAAUCCGCUGUCUCCGAGUUCGUCCUCAUUGGUUUCCCAGGUCUCCAGCAGAGCUUCCAUAUUCCUGUCUCCAUCACGAUGUUCAUGGUCUACAGCAUUUCCCUGAUUGCAAACAGCAUCGUGCUAAUUCUGAUUAUCCUGAAGAGAACGUUGCACCACCCCAUGUACAUCAUCAUUGGAAACUUGGCUUUCUCUGACCUGCUCUUCGACACAAUGACAUUGCCUAAAAUCAUAGCCAAAUAUUGGUUUGAUGCCGGGUCUAUCUCUUAUUAUGCGUGCAUCUUCCAGCUCUUCUGUGUCCAUUACCUUGGCACCAUUGACUCCUUCAUCAUUAUGCUGAUGGCUAUUGAUCGUUAUGCGGCUAUCUGCAAACCUCUCAGGUAUCACUCCAUUAUAACCAAUAGGUUGGUGGUUAUUUUGUGCAAUCUCUUCUGGAUCAUCACCAUCUUCAUUGUGUCCCCAAUUGCUGUUACCACAGCGCAGCUUCCUUACUGUGGCCCAAAGACCAUCAGGAACUGUUUUUGCUCCAACAUAUCCCUCACAGCUUUGGCCUGUGCUGAUAACUCAUUUGCAGUACAGCUAGGUUAUAUUGCAGCCAUGCUGGUUCUCCUGCUACCAUUGGCCAUUAUAAUACUCUCCUAUAUUCUCAUUAUUUGGGCCGUGCAUUCAUUAUCCAGGGAAGAGAACUGGCAGAAGGCAUUCUACACAUGUACUACUCAUUUGUUUGUUAUUGCCUUGUUCUACAUUCCUAGGGUGUUUGUAUAUACUUCUGCUCAGCUCCGACUAAUCCUUAAUCCUGAUAUCAAUGUCCUACUCCUCUGUCUCUACACCUUCAUUCCCCAUGCUGCCAACCCCAUAAUAUACUGCCUUAGAACCAAUGAAAUUAAAGAUAUCCUUAAGCGUACAUUUCAGAUUAGAUUCUGCAUUACAAUUAAGCAGAAGUCCCCAGGGCUGCAAUGAUUUCACAUAUUUCUACAAACCAAAGUUACGCUUUCUUUGUAAUGAACAGUUGAUACCAACUUAGACUGUAAGAUCUUUGGGGCAUGGGAUUCCUUCCAUUUAGUUAACUAAUACCUGGCAUAUACAGUAUAUCAAUGAGAAGUAACAUAUAUGUCUUGUAAUUGCUACAAUCACUCACUGUCUGUUAAAAAUGUAUUGAAUUAAUAAAAGC